Zalophus californianus (California sea lion) is the source of this 3089-nucleotide messenger RNA. RefSeq names its product transmembrane protein 117 (gene TMEM117). The coding region runs from base 420 to 2015 and encodes 531 amino acids. The record is from RefSeq and is a predicted model, not a curated record. Gene Ontology annotation, biological process: intrinsic apoptotic signaling pathway in response to endoplasmic reticulum stress. The transcript is spliced from 10 exons. NCBI's taxonomy places the organism in Eukaryota, Metazoa, Chordata, Mammalia, Carnivora, Otariidae.
CGCGGUCACCUGCGCGGCGCCGUCGCCCUUGCGCUCCGGCUGCCGGGUCCGCGGCCGGCGGACUUUGCGGAGGGCGCCCGGCGUAGGCGGCGGCGAGUGUGGGCCGAGCCGGUAUUUAUAGCUCGGUGACAGCAGCGGCGGCAGCGACGCUGCCAGCCCGUCUCGCCGCGCUUCCAAGCGAGGCCGCCGGCGCGGCGGAGGGCUGUGCUCGCCCGGGUCUCCGGUGUUGCAGACACCCCGCGCCCGCGCGGCCCCAUCCGGAAAAUACAGAACAACACUUUUGCAUGAUCUUCCUUGAAUUGGCCUCAAAUUAUCGUGACCUCUCUCAAGAUACCUCAAAGGCUCUGUGUGCCAGCCACCCAGAACUGCAGACGCACCUCCCUACCAGAAGGUCAACAACAGAAUUGAAGUUUUGAAGGAUGGGUAAAGACUUUCGUUAUUAUUUCCAGCAUCCCUGGUCUCGCAUGAUUGUGGCUUACUUGGUGAUCUUCUUUAACUUCUUAAUAUUUGCGGAGGACCCAGUUUCUCAUAGCCAAACAGAAGCCAAUGUUAUUGUUGUUGGAAACUGUUUUUCGUUUGUAACAAAUAAAUACCCUAGAGAAGUUGGCUGGAGGAUUCUGAAGGUGCUUCUAUGGCUACUGGCCAUUCUCAUAGGACUAAUAGCUGGCAAAUUUCUGUUCCAUCAACGUUUGUUUGGUCAGUUGCUCCGGUUAAAAAUGUUUCGAGAGGAUCAUGGGUCAUGGAUGACAAUGUUCUUCAGCACAAUUCUGUUUCUCUUCAUAUUUUCUCACAUAUACAACACGAUUCUUCUAAUGGAUGGGAACAUGGGAGCAUAUAUCAUUACAGACUAUAUGGGCAUCCGAAAUGAAAGUUUCAUGAAAUUAGCUGCAGUAGGGACCUGGAUGGGGGACUUUGUCACAGCCUGGAUGAAUUCUCAUCAUGAAGUGAAUAUCAAUGAUGAAGGUGACUGUCAUGGAAAAGUCACUGAUAUGAUGCUUCAGGACAAACCCUAUCCUGAUUGGGGAAAAUCUGCAAGAGCUUUCUGGAAGAAAGGAAAUGUUAGGAUCAUUUUAUUCUGGACGGUUCUCUUUACUCUGACUUCCGUGGUUGUACUUGUCAUUACAACUGACUGGAUCAGCUGGGACAAGCUGAAUCGGGGUUUUUUGCCCAGUGAUGAAGUUUCCAGAGCAUUCCUGGCUUCUUUUAUCUUGGUCUUUGACCUCCUUAUUGUAAUGCAGGACUGGGAAUUCCCACAUUUUAUGGGAGAUGUUGAUGUAAAUCUUCCUGGGUUGCACACUCCUCACAUGCAGUUCAAGAUUCCUUUCUUCCAAAAGAUCUUCAAGGAGGAGUAUCGUAUUCACAUAACAGGUAAAUGGUUUAACUACGGAAUUAUCUUUCUCGUCUUAAUUUUGGAUCUUAAUAUGUGGAAGAACCAAAUAUUUUAUAAGCCUCAUGAAUACGGACAGUACAUUGGCCCAGGGCAGAAGAUAUACACAGUGAAAGACUCAGAAAGUUUAAAGGAUUUGAACAGAACCAAACUUUCCUGGGAAUGGAGGUCCAAUCACACUAACCCUCAGACUAACAAAACCUAUGUUGAGGGAGAUAUGUUCUUACACAGCAGGUUCAUAGGGGCUAGCCUUGAUGUCAAGUGUCUGGCUUUUGUUCCAAGUUUAAUAGCUUUUGUGUGGUUUGGAUUCUUCAUUUGGUUCUUUGGACGGUUUCUGAAAAAUGAGCAAGGCAUGGAGAAUCAAGACAAAACUUACACUCGCAUGAAAAGAAAAUCACCGUCAGAACACAGCAAGGACAUGGGAAUCACUCGAGAAAACACGCAGGCCUCAGUGGAAGACCCACUGAGCGACCCUCCCUUGGUCUGCAUCAGAUCCGACUUCAACGAGAUUGUCUACAAGUCUUCCCACCUCACGUCGGAAAACUUGAGCUCGCACUUGAAUGAAUCUACCAGUGCGACAGAAGCUGAUCCAGACCCAACGACUUCUAAAAGUACGCCUACGAACUAGAUUCCCUUACUUGGAGAUAGCACAAAAAAGCAAACUUGAGUGUAACUUUAAAAAAGUUAGUCUUUCCUUUUGUAAAUGUAAGGUUUACGUAGUGUUAGGUAAAGAAACACGAACAAUGCUACAACGGUGCUCAACAUGCUUUUUCUAGGACUCAUUGUUUUCUAUUUGUAUUAUAAUACACGUGCCUACUGUAUAUCUAACGUCCUCUAGAGAUUGCUUUUCACAAUUGCACAAGCUAUUUACUGACUUUACAGCAUAGUAGACGAUUAGCUGAUUACCCGUGUAUCUGAUGUUCAACCAUAGUGGUGCCUUGAGACAUUAAACUGUUUUUAACUGUACCAGAACUGAAGUGUGUAACAGUCCUCAAACCUACUUCACAUGGGUUUUUUUUGUAUACAAUUAUUUUGAUCUACAUUUGAUGUCUUAGCAGGAAACAGAUAUAGUCGUGAUGUGGCUUAGGAAGUAUCUCUUGUUUCCUAUUCAGCAGUGGAGUUGGUGACUUUGACAGCAGGAUUGCACAGAGGCCUGCUGAUAACCUUUGAAUUUGUUUUGGCUAUCUGCCAAAUACAAAUACAGAUUCGAAAUUCAGUAUGAGGAGAACGAUAAUCCAGCAUGGGUCACUACCUGUGAAAUGUGGCUUUCUCCAACCAGUAAUUGCAAUUAGAUGAUAAUACCUAAUUAUGUUUUCCUAAUUAAAGAUAAAUUGCUACUUGAUUAAAUAUCCUGCCCUUCACCUAUGGGAACAAAGGUUAAGAGGCACAGUUGGGUGAACUCUCAAAUUUAUUGGCAUUUACACAAAGCGCUAGAAAGCCCAAGGGACUGAAGUUUUAAUCAUGUGAGAGUUGUACUAUCUGCAAUAUUUGUACAUCUUUCUGUAAAUAUGGCUCUGGACAAUGAAAAUUGAAAAACAUAUGCCAACCUUGAAUAAGGGAACUCCUCUAAAAAUCAUGCAGCAGAACCUUGUGAGGUAGAAAAAGAUGUGCAUGAAAGAAUCUAUUCAAGUAGCUUGUUUUGUGUGUGCAUUUUUUUAAAGAAUUAAACAUCAUGCAUUAAUAAAUAUAAAUUAUAUAUCAA